GAACAGGUUGUUACAACGUAGCUCAACUUCUGAAAUUCUCAUCAGUCUGAUCAUUUACAAUCUUUUAAUUUACUGGACAGGAUACAGGAGAAUUUGGAUGCAAAUUUGACAUCUAGACGAUGUGUUAACUGUGCAAACAGUAGGAGAAGCAAGCCGGUGGGAUGAGAGUCUUAAACAAACCCAGCAACCUGAAGAUCAUGGCCAUAGUGAGAUCUUCACUCCAGAACGUCAUGCUUUUACUGCAACACAUCCAAAGAAUGGCUGUCACAUCACCACCAUACCAGAAACUCUGCAAGGAUAUUCAGACAGAAGUUGACAGCGAGAGUAAUCCUCCUAAAAGAGCCCUCGGGAGUCAGAUAUCAAAAGCAACGUCACAAGAGUUGGACCCUGUUGGCCACAUAGUCUCCAGAAGAGAGUGUUUAGAGGAGGUCGAUGCAGAUAAAUGGACUGAACUCAUAACAGUCCUACAGGAGCUUUGGUUCUGGAUAAAGCUGAAGGAUGAAGAACUGACACAGCAGAGAGACGCUGGUGAAGAUCGACAUAAAUUACUGAAGCAACAAUAUAACUGUAUGGCCUUCAGCAGUGAACAACUGACUGGUUGCAGACAGAAUGUAAACAGAUCUCUGAAUCAGAUCUGUCUGUUUCUGGAUGUUCAACCUACAACAACUGAAGUCCAGAGAAAUACUGAAUCAGAUGCAGAUGCAGAGCAGGAAGGGAAGGUUGAGCAGAAUUUGGAGCGGUUCAGCUGGCAACAUGAGGUUGACUGGGCACUGGAAAAACUUCAAGACCUUCAAAAUGCCAUGGACCAAAUGGACCUGGGCCUGUCUGAGGUGAAGGAGAUUUGGCACUCGGAGAGUCAUGCAGCGGUCGACUGUGAUCAUGAGAAGGUCGAGGAGAUGGAGACCCUGGGCAAUCACCACAAGGAGAUGCAAUGCUCUCAUAUGGAUAACAAACAUUUAUUCCACGACGACUUAUCUGUUUCUGUGCAGUUCCCAUGGCAGAGAGCUGUUUUUCAAAAUGGCGUUCCUUAUUAUAUCAACCAUGAGCAGCAGACCACAUCUUGGGACCAUCCUCAAAUGACACAGCUAUUUCAAUCGAUGGCUGAUUUGAGUCAGGUCCGUUUCUCUGCUUACCGCACAGCUAUGAAGAGUCGUCAACUGCAGAAAGCCCUUUGCUUGGAUCUUUUGGACCUCAGCGUAGCACAGAGCGCCUUUGAUCAACACAAACUUGCUCAUAAUGGGCAACUGCUGAAAGUUUCAGACAUCGUAAGCUGUCUCUACACCAUCUAUGGAGAACUUCAGCAGGUACACCCAGAUCUCAUCAACGUCCCUUUAUGUGUGGACUUGUGUCUCAACUGGCUUUUAAAUGUCUAUGAUAGUGACAGAAGUGGAAAAGUUCAGGUGUUGUGCAUGAAGAUCGGCUUGUUCUCCCUUUCAAAAGGACAGCUGAAGGACAAGUACAAAUAUCUGUUCACUCAGGUAGCCAACGCUAAAGGUGUCUGUAACCGGAGGCAGCUGGCUUUACUGCUUCACACCAGCAUCCGAAUCCCGCACCAGCUCGGUGAGGCUGCAGCAUUCGGAGGUGGUAACAUGGAGCCAAGUGUCCGUAGCUGCUUUCAGCAUGUAGGCUGUGAAGACUUCAUUGAGCUCGAGCAGUUUGUGGAUUGGAUGCAGUUAGAGCCGCAGUCUAUGGUUUGGUUACCUGUGCUUCAUAGAGUCGCAGCAGCGGAAACGGCCAGACACCAGACCAAGUGUAACAUCUGUAAAGACUGCCCUAUGGUGGGCUUCAGGUAUCGAAGUUUAAAGCACUUUAACUACAACGUGUGUCAGAUGUGUUUUUUCUCGGGAAAGGUCAUCAAGGACCAUCAUCUUAGUUGCACCAUGGUGGAGUACUGCACCCCUACGACCUCCGGUGAAGAUGUGCGUGACUUUACCAGAGUACUAAAAAACAAAUUCCGCUCGAAGAAAUAUUUCACCAAACAUCCUCGUCUGGGUUACCUGCCAGUGCAGACCAUUGUAGAAGAAGAGACCCAAGUAUCGUUUGUAAGCUUGUGUCUAGAGGAUUAUGAGAGGGAAGACCUCAACAACGCUGAGAUUCAUAAGAGAUCAUCAGACUCAGGAGCAUGUUCUCAUCAAAGCCCAUCUGACAGCACAAUCAUGAGGAAUGAGCCGGAACAGACAGCACAUUCUCAGAACGAGAAAACAGACGGCAGACUGAACUUUCUCUCUGACGAGACUCCAUAAGUCUGGUGAGAUCUGAGAUGUGAUUUUAUCUACUGCUGUCUAUCACCCAGCCAGGACUCAGAGGCGAUGCAGUUUUGAUAGCACUUUUAUCUUCUCAAACGGUUGAGAGCUGAAGCAGACUGCAGUGAAGAUUCAUCUGUUUAUGCACAAGCUGCUCACUAGACUCUGACCACACGGACGAAUCGGGUGAUCACACAACAUCCGGUCAUGGUUUAUUGCUACUGAUAGCAAGUAGGCUAUACAUACACACAUUUGCUGUCCUUCAAUCAGCCCUGACCACAAAGCUGCUUUGCAAAGAUGCAUUUUUGAAUGCAGAUAGUUCUCGUUUAAAUCUGUUACAUUUAUUGUUUUCCUGUCAAUGCUCUUCUUGAUACAUUUAAUCUUGGUGAUUUGUUUUUUAGGAUUGAUUUUGUUAUCAUCCUGAUCAAAAGUAAAAUUUGAGAAGAACCAUACAGGCAAACUCCUAAAGGAGUCUCUGAUGUCAUUGGUAUUUGACUGCUCAGUGUACAUCAGAUGAUUGUCUAAACCACACCUGAGAGCUUCUGUAUAAGCCAAUUUCCAUUAGAGUUCCUGAAGCAGAUGAGCCCACCUGACCGGCACACAGCCGCUCGCCUCUGCAUCUGAUCGGGACAUUUAUCAAGCUCUGUCACCGGUUCUGUGUGGUUCAGUCCAGCCGAGUCAAAUGAUAUUGUGAGGCUGAAAUGAGACAGUCUUAUAAGAAGUUCAAGAUCUUGUCAAUGUUCACUAUCGGUAAGUUUUGAAACAUUGAAAUGUUUCCCAUGAUCUUAAAAAUCUUCUCAUCUAUAAAGGUUUAAAUGCUUGAAGUUAUACAAAAAUAUAAUUGUGCCAAACAUUUCUUUUAGUAGAAAAAUAACAUUUUAUUUUAAAAUAUUUUUCAAAAAGACGACUAAAGCUAAGAAUAAAUGUGAACAAUAUUGUUUAAAAUGUAUUAACCUAAAGAAGCUUAUUAAUAAAAUGUCAUGAAUAGGAUUUUACAAAUGCUAGGCAAAAGGUCACGCACUUCAAAUGAUAAAAUGUGUUUUUAUUUAUUUUGGAUGCUUUUCCUAUUCCGAAUUACAGUACAUUUGUGUUGUGCUGUAGUUUUGUUGAGAUAAAGUAAAAUCUAAAAAACAAUCAGUGUUUCGAAACAAAAUAAUCCUGCAGUGAUGAAAAUUGGAAAGCAUGUUUACCCGUCAUUAAUUUUUGAAUCAUUAUCUCAUGAAAAACGAAUGUCUUAUAACAACAAAUGUAUGCCCUAAUAUUUUUUGGAAUAGUUUCUCACAAAAAUGUGUUUAAUUGCAAGAUUAUUAUAGUCUUUGAUGUUGUGGACUGCAGCAGCACCUGGUGGCAAACACAUUAAACAGCACUCCAUUCACUAACAGGACCGAUUUUAAAAUAUGAUUUGUUACCAAAGUCACUUAAAGGAGGGGUGCAUGAUCUCUGAAAGCCAAUGUUGACAUUUGAAAUCACCUAAACAAACACGCCAAUAAAAUCUGGACCU
Misgurnus anguillicaudatus (oriental weatherfish) is the source of this 3744-nucleotide messenger RNA. The record is from RefSeq and is a predicted model, not a curated record. NCBI's taxonomy places the organism in Eukaryota, Metazoa, Chordata, Actinopteri, Cypriniformes, Cobitidae.